Malassezia sympodialis ATCC 42132 is the source of this 645-nucleotide messenger RNA. RefSeq lists its product as uncharacterized. Gene Ontology annotation, molecular function: RNA binding. The transcript has 2 exons. Lineage: Eukaryota; Fungi; Basidiomycota; Malasseziomycetes; Malasseziales; Malasseziaceae. Gene Ontology annotation, biological process: RNA processing. Gene Ontology annotation, cellular component: cytoplasm; nuclear exosome (RNase complex). The record is from RefSeq and is a predicted model, not a curated record. The coding region runs from base 1 to 645 and encodes 214 amino acids.
AUGCUCCACGACCGGGCGCUCCUGCUGCCGGGGCAGCCGCUGCCGCUCGCGCAGGGCGCGCGUGUGCAGGCGGGCGACGGCACGUAUGCAUAUGGUGACUAUGUCAUGGCGAGUCGUAUUGGCCCACCUGGCACGGUGCGUGUGCAGGGUACACGCCCGCCGCUCGUGCUGCCGCGGCCAGAGAGCGUCGUGCUGGGGCGCGUGACGCGCGUGACGCCGCGACAGGCGACGAUCUCGAUUCUUGUGGUCGAUGGGCAGCCGUGUGGUGGUGCGCAGGCCGCGAGCGUGGGCGCCCGCACGAACCAUGCGGCCGGGGAAGGCAUUGACGGGAGCGAGUUUCAGGGCCUGGUGCGUGCGCAGGACGUGCGCACGACCGACAAGGACAACGUCGUGCUGAGCGAGUGUUUCCGCCCUGGCGACAUUGUGCGCGCAGUGGUCCUCUCUCUGGGCGAUGCGCGCUCCUACUACUUGUCUACGGCGCGCAACGACCUCGGUGUCGUACACGCGACGGGCGGGCGCACCGCCAACGGCGGCUGGGCGCCGGCGCGGCACACGCUGCAGCCCAUCUCGUGGCGCGAGAUGGCCGACCCCGUGACGGGCGCGGUGGAGCGACGCAAGUGCGCGAAGCCGGAGUGGCUCAACUAG